AUGAUGAAUAUUAAUAUCUUUUUAUUAUUAAUUACAUUUGUUAAUAGUCAAACACAUGAUUUAUUUUCGAAUUUUGCUAUUGGUGGUUCAUCAAGUAGUAAUACACUUGAUCAAUGUGUUGAAAUAAAUAAUGCACGUCCAUGUGCAACAAUGCCAUGGAAUAUGACAAUUUUUCCUAAUCUUCUUGGACAUACUCGAGCAGAAGAAGCUGAUUAUGAAUUGGCAUUUUAUGUUCCAUUAUUUAAUAUAAAUUGUUCGAAAUCUUUAAAAUAUUUUCUAUGUAGUAUUUAUACACCAAUAUGUUCACCAUUACCAACAUUAAGUGCUGUUAAACCAUGUCGACAUUUAUGUGAAGAAGCUCGUCGUGGUUGUGAAUCUAUAAUGAAAAAAUUUGGUUAUUCAUGGUCAGUACAACUUCGUUGUUCACAAUAUCCUAUUGAUCAACCAUGUUUUGAAGCACCAAAAGAUCAUAAUCAACAAAUAAUAUCAUCAUCAAAAAAUGGUUAUGAAUUUGAUAAUUCGGAUUAUUCUGAUAAUACAUGUUCAUAUCGUUAUCGUACAAGUUAUCCUGAUUUAAAAUAUAAAUUAGAUCAUGAAUUAAAUUGUGCAAUGCCAUGUAAUCGUAGUUUAUUUACAACUGAACAAGUUUAUUUUGUUCGUCAUUAUGUUGGUAUAUUAUCAAUAUUAUGUUUAUUAUCAACAUUAUUUACAAUAAUGACAUAUUCAAUUGAUUUAACACGUUAUCGUUAUCCAGAACGACCAAUAUUAUAUUUAUCAAUAUGUUAUUUUAUUCUUGCAUGUGCAUAUGUUGGUGGUUUUGUUGAUUAUUUUUAUGGUUCAAAUAUUGUUUGUAAUACAGAAGAAUUUUCUUAUACAGGACAAACAAGAUUUCUUGUACAAGGUACACAUAAUAAAUUAUGUGUAUUAACAUUUAUACUUAUUUAUUAUUUUGGUAUGGCAUCAAUGAUAUGGUGGGUUAUAUUAACAUUAACAUGGUUUUUAGCAGCUGGUUUAAAAUGGGGACAUGAAGCAAUUGAAUCACAAUCAAUUUAUUUCCAUCUUGCAUCAUGGGGUAUACCAGCUUGUUUAAGUGUUGUUUUAUUAAGUAAACGUUCAAUUGAUGGUGAUUAUUUAACAGGUAUUUGUUAUACAGGUUUAACAGAAAUAAAUGUUCAACGUGGUUUUAUUCUUGUACCAAUAUGUAUAUUUUUAUUUGUUGGUUUAUGUUUUCUUUUAAGUGGUUUUAUAUCUGUAUUUAAAAUUCGUACAGUCAUGAAACAUGAAGGUACAAAAACUGAUAAACUUGAACGUUUUAUGGUACGUAUUGGAACAUUUAGUGUUGUUUAUAUAAUACCACAAUUAAUAUUAAUAAUAUGUUUAUGUUAUGAACAAAAUAAUUAUUUAAAUUGGUUACAAACAUGGAAAUAUGAAGAAAAUUUUUGUUUAAAUUCAAUUAAUUGUCAAUUAAAUGAUAAUAAAAAAAUUCGACCACGUUAUGAAUUAUUUAUGAUUAAAUAUACAUGUAUGUUAGCUAUUGGUAUAAUAUCAUCUGGUUGGGUUUUAAAUGGUAAAACAAUAAUGUCAUGGAGAAAUUUUUUUUCACGACAACGACGAAGUUCAGUAUCAGAACUUUUGUAA
This is a messenger RNA of Rotaria sordida, 1638 nucleotides long. The record is from the annotation of a GenBank genome assembly. NCBI's taxonomy places the organism in Eukaryota, Metazoa, Rotifera, Eurotatoria, Philodinida, Philodinidae.